AUGAACGAGGACAUUCCCUCUCUCUGUAUCUCUCUCUUUCCGCGUCAACUCGCGGGCGGCUUUUUGUGUCGCGUAUCUGUCGAUUUCCAUUUUGAAAAUCCCCCCACAAAGAAAGUUCUGAUGACAUCAUCGUCGUCACCUUCCGCGCUUCGACGAAAGUUGCGUAAAAUACUCGAUGAGAACGCGUCGAACGAAUCCGUUCGAGACGCCGGUUUGCACUCUCUCGCGAACGCACUCGAGGAAAACGAAUGUAUGCGAAUGGAAAUUGGAAAGUUACGAGCAGACGCGCGACUGUAUAAAAAGAAAGACGCGGAGAACAAAAAGGAGAUUGACGCGUUGCAAAAACUCUCGGAACCGAACGAGUGGAGUGAACAAAGGCUGAAGUUAUACGAGAAGCAGUUUCGUAAGGUUUUAGAAAUGCACGCGGAGACGCGCGACAAACUUAGGAAAACAGAGGCACGAAUGCUUCUGCAAAGGUGGAGGUUUCUGAACGCCUUGGCGAAAGCGAGAAGGAACGACGCGAGCGAAGGAGACGUGGUGGAGAAAUUAGAAGAGAAAAUAGAACAGUUAGAAGGAGAAAACGCGGAGCUACGGAUUGAUUUCGUGACCGCGGAAAAGGCGCUGAAGAGGUUGCAGUUAGAUGUUAAGCACACCAUGUUGCUUCGAGCGAAAGAAAAAUGGGACGCGGACGAUGAAGACGACACGGAUAUCUCGGAAUGA
Bathycoccus prasinos is the source of this 720-nucleotide messenger RNA. RefSeq lists its product with no specific name. Lineage: Eukaryota; Viridiplantae; Chlorophyta; Mamiellophyceae; Mamiellales; Bathycoccaceae. The record is from RefSeq and is a predicted model, not a curated record. Bases 1 to 720 code for a protein of 239 amino acids. The transcript has a single exon.